CUUCUCCAACCCUGCCCAGGAGGCAAGAACCAUGGAGAUGAAGAACUCCAGCAGCAGCACUUCAGAAUUUAUUCUCCUGGGCAUCUCUUCCAACCUACAACUGCAGAAACCCCUCUUUGUCAUCUUCCUUGCCAUGUACCUGGUCACUGUAGCAGGAAAUGUGCUCAUUGUCCUGGUCAUUUACUCUGACUCCCGGCUCCAUACACCUAUGUACUUUUUUCUCAGCAGCCUAUCCUUUAUGGAUAUCUGCUUAACAACAGUCAUUGUGCCCAAGAUGCUGGUGAAUUUACUGUCAGAGACAAAGUCUAUCUCCUAUGUGGGCUGCCUGGUCCAGAUGUACUUUUUCAUGGCAUUUGUAAAUACUGACAGCUACCUGCUGGCCUCUAUGGCCAUAGACCGGCUGGUAGCCAUCUGCAACCCCUUCCGUUGUGAUGUGGUUAUGAACCCGAGACGCUGCCUCCUCAUGCUGCUGGGUUCUUGUGCCAUCUCCCACCUGCACUCCCUGUUCCGUGUGCUGCUCAUGUCCCGCCUGUCUUUCUGCGCCUCCCAUGUCAUUAAGCUUUUUUGUGAUACCCAGCCUGUGCUAAAGCUAUCCUGCUCUGACACUUCCUCCAAUCAGGUUGUCAUCAUGACUGAGACCCUAGCAGUCAUCAUGACCCCAUUCCUGUGCAUUCUCUUCUCCUACCUGCGAAUCAUCAUCGCUGUACUCAAAAUCAACUCAGCAGCAGGGAAAUGGAAGGCCUUCUCUACCUGUGGCUCCCACCUCACUGUGGUAAUCUUGUUCUAUGGGAGUGCCAUCUAUGUCUAUUUCAGGCCUCUCUCCAUGUACUCAGUGGCGAAGGACCGGGUGUCCACAGUUAUGUACACAGUAGUGACACCCAUGCUGAACCCAUUUAUCUACAGCCUUAGAAACAAAGAUAUGAAGAGGGGUUUGAGGAAGUUAAGGGACAGAAUUCACUCAUAGAAAGAACAAGAUUAUGUAAUAUCAUAAUUGGGAGAUGACCUAAGAGAUGAUAUGUUAUCCUCCUUCCUGCUGUUUCUCACAUGGCACCCACAGAAGUCAUGACAGGUGGUGCUGAAUAGCAGUAAGAACAGUAACCAGGAAGCUAUAACACUUGGUGUCUAUCAGUGAAUGUAGCCAAAUAUAUGUUUAAUCCUAGACUAAGUAUUGCUAGAAAUCUAGAUUUUAGGAAAACAAUUUCUUCCACCCAAGAAAUGGUGGAAUAAGGCUAU
This is a messenger RNA of Phyllostomus discolor (pale spear-nosed bat), 1233 nucleotides long. Its product is annotated as olfactory receptor 1L4-like. Lineage: Eukaryota; Metazoa; Chordata; Mammalia; Chiroptera; Phyllostomidae. The record is from RefSeq and is a predicted model, not a curated record. Gene Ontology annotation, molecular function: olfactory receptor activity; G protein-coupled receptor activity. Gene Ontology annotation, biological process: G protein-coupled receptor signaling pathway. Gene Ontology annotation, cellular component: membrane.